AUGAAUUUUGUGCUUGAGGUGGAACUCUUUGAUGUGUGGGGCAUUGACUUUAUGGGGCCAUUUGUGAGCUCAUAUGGCCUGAAAUAUAUUCUUGUUGCUGUGGAUUAUGUCUCCAAGUGGGUGGAAGCGGUGGCCUUGCCCAACAAUGAUGGGAGGAGAGUCAUUGCUUUCCUAAAAAGAACAUCUUUGCCAGAUUUGGCACUCCUAAAGCCAUUAUUAUUGAUGGUGGUUCUCAUUUCUGCAACAAACCAUUCGCUGAUCUUCUUGAAAAAUAUGGCGUGCAUCACAGGGUUGCCACUCCAUAUCAUCCUCAGACGAGUGGCAUAUCGUACAGCUUUCAAAACGCUUAUUGGGACUUCACCGUAUAAGCUGGUAUUUGGGAAGGCAUGUCAUUUGCCUAUUGAGCUUGAGCAUAAGGCCCUUUGGGCAUUGAAAAAGUUGAACAUGGAUUGGCAUGAAGCAACCAAGCUGAGGUUGUUUCAAAUCAACGCGAUGGAUGAAUUUAGGUACAAUGUCUAUAAAAGUGCAACAUUAUACAAGGAAAAAAUGAAAUACUAUCAUGACUCGAAGAUCCUCAAAAGGGAUUUUCAGCCAAAGGAUUUGGUCCUGUUGUACAAUUCGCGCCUAAAGUUCUUUCCGGGCAAGCUCAAGUCUCGAUGGUCCGGGCCAUUUGAAAUUGUCAGUGUUUCCCCAAAUGGAAGCGUCAUUGAAGUGAAAACCGAGGAUGGCACUCGGACUUUUAAAGUAAAUGCGCAAAGAGUGAAGCACUAUCAUUGGUGCAUUGAUGAUGGCAAAGUGGUUGAUAGGUAUCGUUUGAAACACGGUUCCUGA
This is a messenger RNA of Lycium ferocissimum, 831 nucleotides long. RefSeq lists its product as uncharacterized. NCBI's taxonomy places the organism in Eukaryota, Viridiplantae, Streptophyta, Magnoliopsida, Solanales, Solanaceae. The transcript has 2 exons. The record is from RefSeq and is a predicted model, not a curated record. Bases 1 to 831 code for a protein of 276 amino acids. Gene Ontology annotation, molecular function: nucleic acid binding.